This is a messenger RNA of Hypoxylon fragiforme, 2203 nucleotides long. Its product is annotated as Bicupin, oxalate decarboxylase/oxidase. NCBI's taxonomy places the organism in Eukaryota, Fungi, Ascomycota, Sordariomycetes, Xylariales, Hypoxylaceae. The coding region runs from base 505 to 1920 and encodes 471 amino acids. The record is from RefSeq and is a predicted model, not a curated record. Gene Ontology annotation, biological process: oxalate metabolic process. The transcript has 3 exons.
CUAGAAAGCACCUAAUAAGCACCGAAUUAGCACCUACUUCUUUGUCCGGCGCUUGCUCAGGGGCCUAGAAUGCCCUGGAGCUAGAGCGGUGUCGGCAUUUACUCGGUAUCGGUCCCUUACAGUGACUCAACCCCUUAAGUUUGUUCGGGUACAUCCAUACAUGCCCUUCAGCUUACAUAGUAGUACUACUAGUAAUACUUCAAUGUUACUUACCUCACAUGCAUAGCAAACACUUACAAUUAAAUACAUAGGUACAUAUCUGUGUAGGGUAUGUACCAACAUAUCAGUAAUCCAUGGAAAUAAUUCAAAGAAAUGGUAUAUAUGAAGUAAUCCAUCCCGUGCUCCUCAGAGUUUGCUAUACCAUCUUUUUGAACGUCACCCUACAUCUCUUAUAUCCCUUCAUUUAGUUGAGGUUUGACCAUUAUCCUCAAGUUAACCAUCCUCAAGUCCUUUGACUAACAUCCCUAAGCUAUACGUGUAUUAUUCACUUGGCAGCUACUCAAGAUGCAGUCCCGUUACCGUCACGGUCUGUCACCGUGGCACCUCUUGGUCACAGGUCUUGCAUUGAGUAAUUCAGGCCUGGCAAUUCCUGUAGAGGAUAGCCCACGCCAGUAUCUUUUGGCUGGUCUUGACUUGCCGCCGAAAUACUCCAAAAAUCCCAAGUCACCUUACAGCCCUGACUACAGAGACCCUUAUGACCGCGCCGUUGAUACUGUAGGUGAGAAGCUAGAUCCGCUUCCCUACCGAAAUGGAUUGGGAGCAUCCGUUCUCGGCCCCUGGAACUGGGAGCGGUCUCGCCAGAGCCCAGAUCUUGUACGACCACCGAGUACGGAUCACGGAAACCUGCAGAACAUGCGAUGGAGUUUCGCUGAUUCUCAUGUGCGGAUUGAGGAAGGAGGGUGGACACGGCAAACUACUGUCCGGGAGCUAGGUAGCAGUGUUGAGCUGGCUGCUGUGAAUAUGCGGCUCGAUACGGGUGUCAUACGCGAGCUGCACUGGCACAAGGAAGCCGAGUGGGCGUACGUCCUGGACGGACAUGUUAGAGUGACCGCAAUCGACUACGAAGGCGGAAACUUUAUCGAUGAUCUCAAAAAGGGUGACCUUUGGUAUUUCCCCAGUGGCGUCCCGCAUUCUCUCCAGGGACUCGGCGAGAACGGCACCGAGUUCCUGCUUGUCUUCGACGACGGGAACUUCUCAGAGGAAUCAACUUUUAUUCUGUCCGAUUGGCUAGCACACACACCCAAGUCUGUGAUUGCCAAGAACUUCAACCUGGCGCCUGAAGUCUUCGCACACCUCCCCGAAAAGGAAAAGUACAUCUUCCAGGGUUCCCAACCAGGUUCCAUAGAUGAGGAGAAGCCAACAGGCAAGAACGUCAAGAAGUCCAAGCAGAAUUUUACCCACAGGAUGCUGGAGCAGGAGCCUCAUCUAACUACCGGUGGUGAAGUCCGCAUCACAGAUUCCAAAAACUUCCCAAUUUCCAAGACGGUGGCAGCAGCUCACGUCCUGAUUCAGCCUGGUGCUAUACGUGAGAUGCACUGGCAUCCGAAUGCCGAUGAAUGGAAUUUCUUCCUUAGUGGUCGGGCCAGAGUCACCAUCUUUGCCUCUGAGGGUAGCGCCAGGACGUUCAACUACGUCCCCGGCGACGUGGGCAUCAUACCCAGGAACAUGGGCCACUUUGUGGAGAAUAUUGGAGAUGAGCCCAUCGAGAUGCUAGAGGUCUUCCGUGCAGAUGAGUUCAGGGAUUUCUCUCUCUUCCAAUGGAUGGGUGAGACCCCGAAGAAGAUGGUUGUCGACCACCUGUUCAAGGACGACCCGAAGAACGGGGAGAUCUUCUGGAACAGGAUCAAGAACGCCGAGAAGGAUGAGGUCACACUCCCUGAUCCUGACAAUGAAGCAGGAUCUGAAGAGCGGGAGUUGUGAACAUUCGGACCUUUGCCCUUUCUAUUCUAGCCUCGUAGGAAAAAGUUGAUUGUCUUCUACUUCAUACUUGAAUAUUCGCUUCUUCGUAAGUACAGUAUUCUACUAUGUAUUUAUCUUAGUAUCUAUCUACCCACCUAGGGGUCUAACCUAGGCGGUUUGUAUCAUUGAAUGAUCCAUAUAGGGGAUAUUUGGGAUCUGUUGAUUACCCCUAUCUAUUUAAAAGGGGUAUUUGGGCUGUCACUUAGCAGAGUACAUACCUAAUUUAGCGUUGAUCAACUUACUA